Messenger RNA from Phodopus roborovskii (desert hamster), 3337 nucleotides. RefSeq names its product Mov10 like RISC complex RNA helicase 1 (gene Mov10l1). Gene Ontology annotation, molecular function: helicase activity. The coding region runs from base 44 to 3337 and encodes 1097 amino acids. NCBI's taxonomy places the organism in Eukaryota, Metazoa, Chordata, Mammalia, Rodentia, Cricetidae. The transcript has 24 exons. The record is from RefSeq and is a predicted model, not a curated record.
GCGCGGGAGCGCCUGGGGCGGAGGUGGAAGCUGAGUGGAUGCCAUGCUGCGUCUCGCGGCCAAGCUGGUGUCCUUCUUCUGGAGAAGAGAGGACAUCCCUGAGGAGGAGGUCGGGCAGCCCGGGCAGGAGCUGUCGGAAGGUGAUACCAGGUUGAAAACUGUGCAGGGUGUUGUGACAAGAUACUGCAGUGAUUAUGGCAUGAUUGAUGAUUUGAUCUACUUUUCUAAUGAUGCCGUGACUAGCAAAGUACUUCUGAAUGUUGGACAGGAAGUAAUUGCAGUUGUUGAAGAAAACAAAGUAUCAAAUGGACUGAAAGCAAUCAGGGUGGAAGCUGUCUCUGAUAAAUGGGAAGAUGAUAACAAAAACUCUUGUAAAGGGUUGUCAGACUCCAGGCCCAGAGUGCUGAUUGGCUGUGUGACUUCCAUGUUAGAAGGUGCUGGUUACAUCAGCCAGACCACAUAUUUCUCUCUGGAGAGCGUGUGUGAAGGUUUCCGCCCAUGCAAGGGAGACUGGGUAGAGGCUGAGUAUUGGAUCAGGCCAGGGACAUGGAGCAGUGAAGCAAUCUCAGUGAAGCCGCUACGGUACAAGCGUGUGGACAAGGUUUGCAUUUCCAGCCUAUGUGGGAGGAAUGGGGUGAUAGAGGACAGCAUCUUCUUCAGCCUGGACUCCCUGAAGCUGCCAGAAGGGUACACACCAAGGAGACACGACAUUGUCAAUGCUGUGGUGGUGGAGAGCAGCCAGUCAUGCUACAUCUGGAGAGCACUGUGCAUGACCCCCGUGAAGAGAGAUACUGCCACUGUUGGUGAGGACCCUCAGGAGCCCUAUGGGGCCCUCUUACUGAUAAACAAAGGUGAUAUUGAAGUUACGAGAAUGACCAGUUUUGGAACAUUGAAGGAAGGAGAAAGCAAGGCAAUGGUGAUCUGGAUAGAGAAUAAAGGAGAGAUUUCUCAGGACCUCGUUAGUUGCAGGCUGGCUGGCUGGGAUAAAGCACAACAGUUUAGAUUCGAGCCACAGGGCAGUGGCCAGGCCUGUUCAGGGGAGGCUGCUGUUUCUGUUCCUGAGGGUGAAAAUGUUAAUUCAUUGAAUCAUCACAGAGACAACAAAACUGAUGAGACACCAGAGAGUAGUCUGGUGAACAACACAGAAAUCUCUCCAGAUGACUGCGCUUGUGAAGAAGAAAGUAGAGAAAAAGGGAAUACAUCAAAGAAACAGGAGCCUGGGCCUGGGGGCCUUAUUCCUCCAGGAGAGAAAACUUCCAUUGUGGUCACAUGUGAUGCCAAAAACCCUGGCCGUUGCAAAGAACUCCUUCUGCUGUGUUUCUCUAAUUUUCUCAUUGGGCGACAUCUCGAAGUGAACGUCGUGAGUGGUGAGGAGGCAUUGAUAGCCGUGCGUGAGCCAUUUUCUUGGAAAAAACCUAAAAGUUCCCAAACAUUAGUGUCUGCAAAGACUACAGUUGUUGUGACCACACAGAAAAGGAACUCAAGGCGACAACUUCCAAGUUUUCUUCCACAGUAUCCAAUACCAGAUAGACUAAAAAAAUGUGUGGAACAGAAAAUUGACAUCCUGACUUUUCAGCCACUUCUUGCAGAGCUUUUGAACAUGUCAAACUAUAAGGAGAAGUUCUCCACUCUGCUGUGGCUGGAGGAGAUUCAUGCAGAAAUAGAACUAAAGGAGUAUAACAUGAGUGGCGUUGUCCUGAAGAGGAAAGGGGAUCUGCUGGUACUGGAGGUCCCUGGGCUUGCUGAGAGCCGACCUUCCCUCUAUGCAGGUGACAAACUGAUUUUAAAAUCUCAAGAAUACAAUGGACAUGUCAUUGAAUAUAUCGGCUAUGUCAUGGAGAUUCAUGAAGAAGAUGUAACUCUUAAACUUAAUCCAGGAUUUGAACAAAUGUAUAACUUUGAACCUAUGGAUGUGGAGUUUACAUACAAUAGUUUGGCCAAAGCUCGGGUAGAUGAAAUUCAGAUCCCUAAAGCAAGAGAUAAGGAGUUCUUCAAUCCGGUACUCAAUGAAAACCAAAAGCUGGCAGUGAGGAGAAUUCUAAGUGGUGACUGCCGACCCCUCCCAUAUAUUCUUUUUGGACCUCCUGGGACUGGGAAGACUGUGACAAUAAUUGAGGCUGUUUUGCAGGUACAUUAUGCUUUGCCGGACAGUCGGAUUUUGGUCUGCGCUCCCUCCAACAGUGCUGCAGACCUUGUGUGUUUGCGACUUCAUGAGAGCAAGGUGCUGAAGCCAGCUGCCAUGGUCCGGGUGAAUGCCACCUGCAGAUUUGAGGAGACUAUUAUUGAUGCCAUCAAACCAUAUUGCAGAGAUGGAGAAGAUAUCUGGAGAGCAUCACGCUUCAGGAUAAUAAUCACUACAUGUAGCAGUGCAGGACUGUUCUACCAGAUAGGCGUGAGAGUUGGAUACUUCACACAUGUAUUUGUGGACGAGGCAGGCCAGGCAAGUGAGCCAGAAUGCCUAAUUCCUUUGGGACUGAUUUCAGACGUCAAUGGUCAGAUUGUCCUUGCUGGAGACCCUAUGCAGCUUGGCCCAGUCAUCAAAUCCAGGCUGGCUAUGGCCUAUGGGUUGAAUGUGUCUAUGUUGGAGAGGUUGAUGUCCAGAGCAGCAUACUUGAGAGAUGAGGAUGCCUUUGGUGCUUGUGGUGCCUACAACCCUCUUUUGGUAACAAAACUAGUGAAGAACUAUAGGUCCCACUCAGCCCUGUUGGCACUGCCCUCUCGCCUGUUCUAUCAUAGGGAGCUUGAGGUCUGUGCUGAUCCCAAAGUAGUGACUUCGCUGCUGGGCUGGGAGAAGCUGCCCAGAAAAGGCUUCCCUCUCAUCUUCCAUGGCGUGAGGGGAAAUGAGGCUCGUGAAGGGAGAAGCCCAUCGUGGUUCAGCCCAGCUGAGGCUGUCCAAGUCAUGCGCUACUGUUGCCUCUUGGCCCGAAGUGUCUCCAGCCAAGUUUCUUCCAAGGAUAUCGGUGUCAUCACACCCUAUCGGAAGCAGGUGGAGAAAAUAAAAAUCCUUCUGCGAAAUGUGGAUUUGACUGACAUAAAGGUUGGCUCAGUUGAGGAGUUCCAGGGGCAAGAGUAUUUGGUCAUUGUCAUUUCCACAGUGCGGUCAAAUGAAGAUAGAUUUGAAGAUGACCGUUAUUUUUUGGGUUUCCUGUCCAAUUCAAAAAGAUUUAAUGUUGCAAUCACAAGACCCAAAGCAUUGCUUAUCGUUCUGGGAAACCCUCAUGUGCUUGUCAGAGUAAACAAAGCACCUCAUGUAAAAGAGCCCUGGAGGAAAGUGGCUGCAGGUGCUCACUUCUCCAGUGUCAGGGUCUGUGGGACACAGAAGAGUAUGGCCCAUUGA